AUGGUUCAGAUAUUUGGGAUUGCUUAUUUGUCUGCUUCAACUAUGAUUUUUCGGCGAUUACCGAACUACUUUCACUAUGGAGGCGAACGUCUGAUAGAUUCUAAUCUUCGGAGUAAAUUUGAGGUUUGGAUUGGGAUUUGGGUUUCACCGUUUAUAUUUCUUGCAUUUAUUAUGGCGAUUGUUUUGAACCGAUGUAUUGUAUAUGCUUCUGUGAGAAGGCCUGUUUAUUUGAAUUUUUGGAAACGCUUGUUGUUGCGGUUUAUGCCAAUUAUUUUGCUAUCCAAAGCAUCAUGGUCAUUACUUUCGUAUAUUAAGUUUAAAAAUGAUCCGAUUGCGAGAUAUAUUCCUAGAUUUAUUGUUCCAUAUGAAACUCCAUAUAUUCUUUGGUCUACAUAUAAAAUUAUAUGUUUUGUGACAUUUAUGAAUACAUUGAUUGCAUCACUACAGAUGCGUCUUCCUUUGAAUGAUCAUGGAAUGACUAUUUUUGAAUAUGCCGUUUCCUUUACUGAACUUAACUUUUCUACGCCAUCUACGGAAAUGAUUUUUAUCACCUUUUUGUCAGUCUUUGGAAUUCUAUUGACACAGUUUCUAUGUCUUUUCAAUAUUGAACGUUUUAAAUUGAUCUCUUCAACCAUUAUAGGUUGUAGUUUUUUAUCUUAUUUUUCAUGGAGUAUUUAUAAUGGUCGAGGUUUAUAUUUUUCCACAACUGUUUGUGUAUCAUUUAUACCUCAUUUAAUUACUAUUUUUGUUAUCGUUGUUUCUUUAAUGAUAUCUCUGAUAGUGCGGUUGAUUGUUAACCAUUCAUCUAAUUUAAGAACUGAUAUUUUUAAUGGGACAAUUUUUGUUGGGAAUAAUCUUGGUCUUGAUAUGAGCGAUGAUUUUUUCGGUUUGCUUUUGAAAUUUGGGAUGAUAGCUCUUACUUCUGCACAAGAAGCUGUUUUUCUUAAUGAAGUAGAGGAGAUUAAACUUGUUGAAAAAACAUGGAUAGAAGAAUCCGAUGAAUAUUUAACAAAUGUUAAUGGAUUUUCGAAAGAACGAAAGAAUGUUGAAUAUAAAAAUGGGAAACAAAAAGACACUAAUAGGUAUCGUGUUUCAAGGUGGCAGCCUACUAUUAUGCUUUUAACAAAAACUAUUUUAACUAUAAAGGCAUUAGUUCUCUGGAUUAUCCUUGUUUUAAAAAAGGGAAAGAUACCUUUCUAUGAAGAACAUAAUCAAGAUAAUCAAGAUAGUACUUUUCUUUAUGAUAGAUUUAUUCGAGGGUACGAAAUAUCAGAGAAUGAAAGUGAUGAUUCUGAUUUUAUACCAUCUCCUUCAAUUCAUAGUAGUGAUGAUAUUGAUUGGAAAAAUAAUGAAAAUAUAGAGACAUGUUCACAAGAGAGUUCGAGUGAUGAUAAUGGGGAAAAUUUUUAUGCAGAAAAGACAUUUUCUGAGUUAUUUCCGAGUUUACGAAGUUUAGCACCCUUUAUUUCGCCUGAACAUGAAGAGUCUCGUAUUUUGCAAUCACAUAUGACAUCACAUAUGGUAGUUACAAGAUCAAAAUAUCGUGAAAUUUUGCAUUCUAAACACGGAUCUGACGAUAUAAAAAGGCUUUUAGAAACAAUAAAGGAUCGUAGACAAGCUAUGAUGGAAUUGAUGAACAGCUCAAAGGAUAAAAAUAUACUUCAAACAAGAACAUGUGUAAUAUGUUGUUGUAGUACAAGGAAUAUUGUUUUAUGGCCAUGUCGUUGUUUGGCUUUGUGUGAUGAUUGUCGAAAAACAUUAGCAAUGCGUAAUUUUAAAGAAUGUCCUUGUUGUAGACAGUUAGUAAUAAGUUAUAGUAGAAUUUGGAUUCCAUAA
Pneumocystis jirovecii RU7 is the source of this 1836-nucleotide messenger RNA. RefSeq lists its product as uncharacterized. NCBI's taxonomy places the organism in Eukaryota, Fungi, Ascomycota, Pneumocystomycetes, Pneumocystales, Pneumocystaceae. The record is from RefSeq and is a predicted model, not a curated record. Gene Ontology annotation, molecular function: ubiquitin protein ligase activity. The coding region runs from base 1 to 1836 and encodes 611 amino acids. The transcript has 8 exons. Gene Ontology annotation, biological process: ubiquitin-dependent protein catabolic process; protein ubiquitination.